AUGGCAAUUCUUCCUCUACUUUCUGCAGCAAAAAUAACCAUCGGACAUGUUGGCCGAGACAACAUAACAGUUGGGGGCACAUCCAUUCUCUUGACAGACACGGAUCGCCUAGAUCCUUUUAUCAACGAUGGACGAAGCCGCUCGAUCGUGGUUUCAAGCUUUUAUCCUGUCCUGAAGUGCACGAGCAAAGGAACUAAACCUUAUAUGCCGCCUCAGACAGCCGCUUUCAUGGAUGAGAAGUUCUCGGUCUACGGUCUCCCCAACGGAACAUUCUCGUCUUUCGAAUUCGAAGCAUGCAACACGCCAACAGCCCAAGACCUAUGUCCUACACCAGCUCUCCCACUGGUGCUAUUCUCUAGUGCGCUGGGUACUAGCAGGUAUCUAUAUAGCAUCAUGCUGCAAAGCAUCGCAUCUUCAGGAUAUCUAGUUGUUUCUAUCGACCAUCCAUACGACGCCGAUAUUGUCGAGUAUCCUAAUGGAACCAUCAUUACCGGUGUUGAUAUUCCUGACGACAAGAUCAAUCAGACAGUGGCCACCCGUGCGGAUGACAUUUCGUUUGCCGUCAACAGCCUCCGCAAAAGUCAUGUUUCUAGAAAACUGUUCCCAAUCCAUACGAUCCUUCAAAAGUUCCCUCAGAUUGCUGUUCUGGGCCAUUCUCUUGGAGGCGCGGCUGCAGGAGCAGCGGUACUGCAAAUCCCUUCUGCGCGUGGGGGUAUCAAUCUCGAUGGAACCAUGUUUGGUUCAGUCCUCGAUAAGGGCAUUGAUAGGCCCUUCAUGCUGAUUGGUCAUGCGAAUAAGACGCAAGAAACAGACCCCUCCUGGAAGACAAUAUGGCCAAAACUGCGAAGCUGGAAGAAAGAAAUUGAGGUCCGCAAAUCGGUGCACUAUUCAUUCUCUGACCUUCCUGUACUUAUGAGCGCAAUGGGGCUUGGAAGCGCGCAGGUUCCGGCCAUUGGUGACCUGCUAGGUACGAUUGAAGGACAUCGGAUGAUGCAACUUACAGUUGCUCAUAUCGUUGCUUUUCUGGAUUUCACCCUGAAGUCUCGUGGACAGAGAGGAUUUGCAGAGGUGGCCAGGCAAUUUCCAGAGGCCGCGACUAUUGCUUGA
Molecule: messenger RNA, 1107 nt
Organism: Bipolaris oryzae ATCC 44560
Lineage: Eukaryota; Fungi; Ascomycota; Dothideomycetes; Pleosporales; Pleosporaceae
Exons: 1
Coding region: 1-1107 (368 amino acids)
Molecular function (GO): 1-alkyl-2-acetylglycerophosphocholine esterase activity
Source: RefSeq, a predicted model, not a curated record